Danaus chrysippus (African queen) is the source of this 798-nucleotide messenger RNA. The record is from the annotation of a GenBank genome assembly. NCBI's taxonomy places the organism in Eukaryota, Metazoa, Arthropoda, Insecta, Lepidoptera, Nymphalidae.
AUGUCGGAAAAUAAAGAUGUUUCGAAAAAUGAUGCCGAUCCCGAAUUGGAUGACUUGUUGGACAGUGCCUUACAAGAAAUGACAAAGAAACCUGAAACGAACCAGGAAGAAAAUCAACAGAAUAUAUGGAGCGAGGAGUUCAUUAAGGAAGCCGCCUCACAGUUUGAAAGCAACAUGGCUGCUAUACUUGGUGGUUUUAGCGGAGUGCCCGAAGCUGCAGCGCAAGUGUUGAAGCCGGUGAAAGAAAAUGAAGCUCUCCCAGCCAAUGAUCCCGGAGUACAGGAAAAAAUAGACGAGGUUUCAGCAGCCAUCUCACAAACGCUACAGAAUUUAAACACUAAUUCAGAAAACCUACAGACGCCUUUCUCUGAACAAGAUCUAGCUAACAUGUUCAAUAAUUUCAAUUUAAACGAAGGUGGCCAGGAUGGAAAUAUGUUCCUACCCUUCAUGCAAGGUAUGAUGCAGUCAUUGCUAUCCAAAGAAGUUUUGUAUCCAUCGUUGAAGGAAUUGGUGGAUAAAUAUCCGGAUUGGUUAAAAGAUAACAAAGGCAAAAUACCACAAGAUGAUUAUGAACGGCAACAGUCGUUAAUGCAUCAAGUGUGUUCGGAAUUGGAACCUGAACAAGAAUCUGAUCCCGAAGAUGUUAAAAGAAAGAGAUUUGAGAAAGUACUGAAAUUGAUGCAGCAGAUGCAAGAUUUAGGCCAACCCCCCACAGACUUGGUGGGCGAUAUGGCAGCCCCGCCUGAAGGGUUCGCGGCCCCACCAGGCCAGGAUGCCUCACAGUGUUGUAUAAUGUAG